Messenger RNA from Entelurus aequoreus (snake pipefish), 2121 nucleotides. It is a transcript of the gene hcrt, whose product is annotated as hypocretin (orexin) neuropeptide precursor. The record is from RefSeq and is a predicted model, not a curated record. NCBI's taxonomy places the organism in Eukaryota, Metazoa, Chordata, Actinopteri, Syngnathiformes, Syngnathidae. The coding region runs from base 1602 to 2039 and encodes 145 amino acids. The transcript is spliced from 3 exons. Gene Ontology annotation, biological process: neuropeptide signaling pathway; feeding behavior.
UGUGUCUGGGGGCCGGUAUAUGUGAUUUUUAGGAACACUAAUACAAAACCUCACUAUAAUGUCUGAUUGAAUGCUAAAAACAAUAAUUACAGACCGCCUUUAAAAAUGGAAUGGAAUUUUAAUUUUUUUUACUGAAUGAGACACCCAGAAUGUACAUGAAAAUAAAGAAUGUGGGAUUUACAAUAUUAACUAUGAACGAUAAAACACUGAAUAUUGACAACAUAUGAAUGUCACACCCUCUCGAUCGACAUAUUUUACAGUCAAGCGAAACGCAACAAAAAUGCAACAAACACAGCGAAAUAUGAACGCAAAGGGUUAAAAAAACAAAAAACACCUACGAUCUCAUAUAUCACUAAGCUUUUUUUUAAAAAUUUUUUUUUUAAGUUGAUAUAGAGAUUUACUGUAAGUGUUAAAUAAAAAAUAAUAAUAAAAAUUAGACUUAUUUUUAACAUUUUAAUAACUGAGACCCUUUAUGGUCCCCGGGACCCCUAAAAGUAAAAUAAAUAAAAAAAAACGUAUAUUUUGUUAUGGUUUGAAAAUGAAAAAUAUCAAAAUGGCCCCCACAUGCUUUAAUUAUUCCGUGUGCGGCCCUCAGUGGAAAAAGUUUGGACACCCCUGCCUUAAAACAAGUAAAACACUCUACCAUAAAAUCUGCUUGGUGAGAAGAAUGAUCUUAUCAGACAGAAAAUAAACAAAUAUCACCCUUAUUUGAGAUAUUUCAUCUUACUUAGAUUUCAGUUUUCGCAGUGUGGUGGUUAUUUGCACACAAUAGGAGACUCUGCGCUUAAUUGAAUAGAAAUUUAAAUUGGAGAAUUAGUCUGCCCGAUUCAUUGUAAUGCAUUUUCCAGCAGUUAACUACAGAGUUAGGUUAUGUGUCAUUUCACAUAAUGUGUGGACGUAGCUGUCUUCUUUUCAGCUCUCUCCAAACUUCUACCUUCUCUCUCUCUCUCUCUCUUGGACACUUUUUUUUUUUUUUUUUUUUUACACGAGCACCUCCUCUUUUUAUUCUCUGUGGGUACAGGUGGCACCUCAUGACUCACACUUUGCCUUUGGACACACCUCCAAAUGUUGUUUUUUUUGGCUACACUUUUUUCCUCUUUUAGUCCUAUGGCAUUUUUUUUUUCUUUUUUCUGCAAACUCUCCGGGAGAAAGAGGUUUUGAUGCCUCGCUAGAACAGUGCUCUUUGGAAGCAAACUCUCCAGGAACCACUCCAAAUAUCCCUAUUUCGUUCUUCCACUUACUUGACAACGCAUCAUGGAAACAAUCAGAAUAUUUUAUUUUUCUCCUUUUUUUUUUCCCAGUAUCCCUCUAGGUGGCGACGGUCGCCCACCAACACAACUGGACAAACUGCCCUUUAAAGGUCAAAGAUCACCACAACGUAUGUGAAUCUAGGUGUCAACGUAUUCAAAUACGCCGCUAUGCCACACAAAGACGUAUCUGGAUGCAAGCAAGAGUCGUGGAGAUGACCUACUGCGCUAAUGAAUGGCACGGAGAUGAGCAUCCGAACAACUCUCAUGUCUCCUUGGCAAGCGGCUCCAAAUGACAUCCCGCUGUGAAAAGACAACGGGAUAUAAAAGAGCCCAGUUCUUCCCCCCGAUCAGAUGCCUUCUUCUUACAGCCGACAGAAGAUGAGGUGGCACACCCCCAAGUUGCAACACCUGGCCGAGUCACGCUCGUCUGGCAAGCAGAAGGUUCUGGUUGUUCUUCUGCUGUUGCUGCUGUCCCAGGCGGUGCUGUGCAAUGUCCACAGUGUGUCCAGUGAGUGCUGCAAGCAGCCGUCUCGCCCGUGUCGCCUGCACCUGCUGCUGUGUCGCUCAGGCGGGGCCGCCAAGGUGUUGGCCGACGUCUCCGCCGGCAUCCUCACCCUGGGCAAGCGCACGCUGGACGAGCCCAACUUCCACAGUCGCCUGCAACAGCUUCUCCACGAGUCCAGGGACCGUGCCGCCGGCAUCCUGACCAUGGGCAGGAGAGCCCCGCCGGGGGUCAAAGGUCACCAUGCGCCCCCGUCGGACGCCGCCGUCGCUCUUUUGCCUGUUUGAUGGGCUGCAAAGCAUCCUGGGACUUCUAAUAAACACAACAGGAAUGGAAUAAUUUACAUAUUGUGUCGUAAUAAAAUGCAAC